CUGAUGAGUGUCACGUGAUUUCUACAAAAAGAUCUCUGAGUUUCUAGAAGAUUUUGUUUUAGAAAUUCAAUCAACAACAAUUUGUCUUAAUUUCUUUCUUUUUUUAAUUGUUCUUGUUAACUUUUGAUUCUAUUCUAAUGUUCAUCAGUGGUAUUUAAUUGAUUCUCUGUUGAACGAUUUUGAGAUUGUUCUCCAAAUCGGUUUUCUUUUUAUUCUCUUUUAAUUUGUUUGUGUCUACCAACGAGAAGAUUUUUGGUGUUUUCUUUCUGUAAUAAGAAACAAUUGGAAUAAUUUUCUUCUCUUUUUCUCUCAUCAUGGUUAAAUUAAGUGAAUUAUCUGAUAAACAAUUGGAUCCCAGAGAAUGUCAAUAUCGUUUAAAUGGUAAAAUUCGUAAAAUUAUAUCAAAAUGUUUGGAUAAACAGGAUGAUCACGAUGAUUCUUUGGAUAAAUUGAAAACAAUUAUGGACCAAGAGGAAGGAAAUAAGCAAAUGGUUUCUUAUGAUGAUCUUACCGAGAUACAUAAAUGUUUACAACAUUUAGAUUCAACAUAUCAACUGUUUUUCUAUCAACUAUUGGAGGAAACAAAUACAAUCAUCCCAAAGAACAAUAAAGCACCAGAAUUAAAGGCUCGAUUGGCUCGAUUAAAGUGUGAAGCCGCAGCUAAAGAGUAUAAAGCGAUGACCGAUGGUAUUAACCUGGUACCUUCAAAUUCAAAGCAAAAUCAGGCCUCAGCUAAUUCAAUCAACGAAGUGAGACAAAUUAAAACUCUAAUCACCGCCUUAAUCAAUGGAGUUAUGGUCGUUUUUUGUUCAUUCUUUUUCGUUUACAAAGCGGUUGAAUAUUCACUUCCACAGCCUAACAUCAAUACCCAAAUUCUGGUCGCUAUUAUUGUAAUCGUUGAUCUUUAUUGCAUAGCCCAACUUCAAUACCUUAAGAUAUCUCUUGUUCCGCUAAUGAUUAUCUUUUUUUACAUGAAUAAGUUAAUGUUUUUAUCAAACAGGUGCUGAUAUUCAUUGACAAAG
Molecule: messenger RNA, 1022 nt
Organism: Panonychus citri (citrus red mite)
Lineage: Eukaryota; Metazoa; Arthropoda; Arachnida; Trombidiformes; Tetranychidae
Exons: 2
Coding region: 315-1007 (230 amino acids)
Biological process (GO): vacuolar proton-transporting V-type ATPase complex assembly
Cellular component (GO): endomembrane system
Source: RefSeq, a predicted model, not a curated record